Messenger RNA from Tachysurus vachellii, 7653 nucleotides. RefSeq names its product chromatin remodeling regulator CECR2. NCBI's taxonomy places the organism in Eukaryota, Metazoa, Chordata, Actinopteri, Siluriformes, Bagridae. Gene Ontology annotation, cellular component: CERF complex. Gene Ontology annotation, biological process: chromatin remodeling. Bases 251 to 4735 code for a protein of 1494 amino acids. Gene Ontology annotation, molecular function: protein binding. The transcript has 19 exons. The record is from RefSeq and is a predicted model, not a curated record.
UUGGUACGCGACCCCCCCGCGUGUGUGUUCACGAUGGUACGUUCCAGCCCCCCAUCUGUUCGCCUUGUUGUGAAAUCGUGAUUGAAGCAGAUCCGAGUGCUGAAGUCCACCGGGUCGCGAUGGCAACCGAGCAAGUGUUACUGUUCAGCUAAACAAAGUUCUAUGGCACGACGAAACGACGCGUUAUUACGGCUUGGGACGCACGACACUUAAUGUGAGAGAUACCGCGGUGUAUUUUCGGAGUAAAAAGAUGUCCCAGAGAUUCUGUCGAGUUUCUGUGCAGGAGAUCCAGUCUUGGUGGGAAGUCCCUGCCGUCGCACACUUCUGCUCACUCUUCAGGACGGCGUUCAACUUACCUGACUUUGAAAUCGAGGAGCUGGAAGAAGCGCUGCUGAAACAGGACGGAGACUUCCUCUCUGAGCUCGUCUGCUGUCUCCUGCAGGGAUGUUACCAGCGAAGCGACAUCACGCCUCAGGCUUUCCGCAGAUAUUUGGAGGACAUCAUCAACUACCGCUGGGAGCUGGAGGAGGGAAAACCAAACCCUCUGAAAGAGAGAUGUUUUGAAGAGCUCCCAGUCCGCACACAGGUGGAGAUCCUGCACAGGCUGUGCGACUACCGUUUAGACGCCGCCGACGUCUUCGACCUCCUUAAGGGUCUAGAAUCAGACAGCUUGCGUGUUGAGCCUUUAGGUCAGGAUGGACACGGUGCCCUUUACUGGUACUUCUACGGCACCCGCCUGUAUAAAGAGGAACCCGUCAAGAAGAAGCUCGGCGAAAUCCCUGAAAUAAGAGCGCCUGAGAAAAAACGGAGGGGAAGACCACCGAAAAACAAGCACGGAGACUCGUCACCAGUAGAGACAUCUACAAACGAUGAAGAGAAUAGAGCGGAGGAGCCACAGCUGACUAAAGGGCGUGAGCGUGGAACCUGGUCUCUGGUGUGUGAAAGUGAAGAGCAGUGGACCAGGCUGGCUGAAAGCAUUAAGGACAAAACCUCUCCUCAGGACCGGCACCUGUUUCGCAUCAUUACCCAGAACUUCCUGCCUGAGAUCAGCAGCAUGAUCAAGCACAAGGAGAAAGAGCAGCUGCAGAAACUUUUGAAUCCUCCUGUACGAAACUCUCUGAGGCUUUCCGACAAGCACGUCUUUAAAAAGGAGGAGGCUGUUUCUGAGGUGGAUCCAAAACAGAGAGAGGAGGACUUGGAAAGGCAGGCUUUACUUGCUGAGCAGCGUCGAGAAGAAGAACGACUCCUUCAAGAGGAGCGAGAAAGAGAGGAGCUAGAGCGGGCAAAAGCAGCUGAAGAACGAUCUCGGAGAAGAAAGCAGCGUGAAGAGAGGGCGUGGCUGCUGUCUCAGGGGAAGGACUUGCCGGCUGAGCUGCUCCACCUGGACCCCCACUCGCCCGUCCGGCGUACCCGUCGCACCAACGAGCUCUUUGAUAUCGAUGACGAUUAUGCCGCUCUUUACAAAGUGCUGGAGGCUCUGAAGGCUCACAAAGACUCUUGGCCGUUCAUGGAACCCGUGGAUGAAUCCUAUGCGCCUAAUUAUCAUGAGAUCAUUCAGACUCCUAUGGAUCUGUCCACCAUUGAGAGAAAAUUAAAUGAUGGCGAGUACGUUGCCAAGGACGAGUUCAUAGCCGACAUGAAGCUCAUGUUCGAGAACUGCCUGGAGUACAACGGAGAGGGGAGCGAGUACACCAUAAUGGCAGAGUCCCUGGAGCGCUGUUUCAGCAGAGCCAUGCUAAAACACUUCCCGUCAGAGGACGGAGACACCGACGAGGAGUUUCAGUUGAGCAAGGAGGACCGCGAACGUGAGCGAAAGGACAAGAAGAAGAGUAAAAAUAGUCGGCACUCAGGGCCCGACAGCUUGAUCCGGGCCACAGAGCAAGCACAGAAACGCAAAGCAUCUAGUGGAGGUAAAGGAGGCAACCACCCCCAGGAGAACGGCUCCAAAUUUGCUUCUGGACCACCUGGUUUCCAGUACAGCAACAGGCCCACACUUCCUUACAACGUGAACACAGGACAGCCUCGCUCUGGGAACAAUCCACUGCACGGCAUGUACCAUCCUUCACAACAGCUUCAGCGACAUCAAGGUCCUCCAGGACCAGGAAUGUAUGGCCAAGGUAUGAUGAUGGACCCCAGAUAUCCAUAUCCAGGACAGAGACCUCUCAUGGGUAGAGCUCCAGGAGCUCCCCAACACAUGUCUCAUUAUUCUAUGCAGGGUCCAACUACACAUGGUCCGCACUUUGGUCCGAGAUACCCAAUGGGACCUGAUUCUCGUCACCUUCAUCCUCAAAACCAACAACAUUCCUACAUUGGUCCCACUCAUGGCCCAUCGCUAGGACCAAGACCAGUAGCCCUUCAGUCUGGAGGAUUGUGUACCACUCCGUCCGAAGGCGACAUGUAUCGACCUCAACAUCACCCAGAAGGGCAGCCCAUGGGAAAUGGUUACCCUAGGUCCCUGCACAACUCCUUCACUACCUAUGGACCUCCACCCACACCUUACGGUUCUUGGCCAGGCUCGAACCAACAGCAGCUUGGACGUCCAAUGAUGCAGGAACAGGCUAUAGGUGGUCAGCACCCAUACGGUCAUGGCAUGAUGCGUCCCCCACACAGUGCUGGAUAUCCCCCUUCUAAUGGCCAGUACAGGAUGUCAGCAGUUAGCUCUCAGGGAUCCAUGCCCCACAGACCUCCCAUGACCCCUCCAGAGCCCAGACCACAUGUGGGAUCAAUGAUGGACAGUCCGGAGAUGAUUGCCCUGCAGCAACUGUCAGCAUCAUCCUCUCGCCAUAGCGUUGGAGGUUACCAAGAAACUCCAGCAAGGAAACCUAAUAUGGCAACAGCUCCUGAAAGCCAGAACACAAGGUCUGCAGAAGAUAGCCAAGGUGCUGACAGAGUGUCUAUAGUAACAGGUUUAGGGGUGGAACUGGCAAAUAAACAGCAGAGCGAGGAGUCCAAUUGCUCACCUUGUCCUGGUCCAGCUAUGGUCCCUGAACAUCCCAGUGGUGCCCAGCAGAACCCCAGUGCCACAAUGUGGGGUGGCUCACCACAGAAGUCUUCAGCAGAGCUUGCACCAACUGUGCUAUCCACACCAAAAAAAGACAUAUCACAGCUGGAAGGAGAAAGCAUCAGAGCCAUACAAAUUAGUCCCGUCUCUCAGGUGGAUCCUCAGUCUGAAUCCCAGUCACAGAAAUAUCAAGAUUCCUCACACUCUUCUAAUAAUGGUCCUGUGAAGAUCACUCAGAAAAACUCAGAUAUGUCCGAGCAAAUGUCUUCCACCCUUCUUUCAGAGGUCUCCAAAAAUGGCCCUCUAAAUAUUCCUCAACGAAUGUUGCCCAGUAACACUCAGCAAGUUCCUCAAGGUGUAUCUCCACAGUACCUUCACAGCGGGACACUACACAUGUCUACUAAUGCUCCUCACAAGCUGGACCUACAGCCAGGACCUGUUCAUGGCAUGCCACAGUCUGUACCUCAAGGGUCACAGCCAGGUGCUCAACACCCUGCCACAUUAAUUUCACUGCCUUCCAGCCACCCUGUUUCCCAACCUCUUGCUCAACCCUCUCCUGCUGAACGUGGUGACCAGAGACCCAGUGAGCCUACACGGGAGCCUGAGGGAAGCUCUGGUGGUCUCAAUCCCGAUAUGAAGAAUGCCCUUGCCAAUGUCAACGGGCAGUACAAACAGCAGCCUUUUAGCCCAGAAUUACAAACCCAGAUAAACAGGCCAGAACAGGCACCACCACAAGGACACACACCACCAAGUCACCCUCAUGGUCCAGAGACCAACACUAUGGUUCAGUUUGGCAUGGCCAAUCCACAUUAUACCAAAUACAUGGGCAGACCAGUGCCCCCGUCUUCUCAUCUGCCUUACCCAAACCAAGCGCCACAGUCUCAAUCUAUGAGCCCUCAUCACAAUUCUGCCCAUUAUUCUCCAUAUCAGCAAGGUGCAGUGUAUCAGUACCACAUGGGUCCACAGCACCCUCAGGCCCAUCCCAGCAUGCAUGCUUCAUACCAGCAGCAACAGCAGUACUAUCCCCAGCACCAGCAAAACAGCAGGCCUGGUUUCCCAGCAAGAGAAUGGCCUAGAUCCCAGUACCAGCCUCAUCCCCCAAUGAUGCCCAACACUUACCUACCUGCUGCAGGUUCUGGCAUAAAUGGUCGGCAGAAGGAGAACACCAUGUCUCCUCUGGGCUCAGAUGGUUCUGGUGGGAACGUUAUGUCUCCGAAUCUUCUUACCGAUGUAUCCCAGGGCAGCUCCACUGAGAAUCAGGAGGGCGCCACCCCGGCAAAACAGGCACGGACUGAGGACAACUCUGAUCUGCCUGAAAGCCCGAAAGAGAUACUGGAUCUAGACAGCCACAAUGCUGCAGCCCACCGGCGCAGCUCUGCUCAGCCCCAACACAACUACCCCUACGAUCCACGGGCCAUGCAUCACAGCAUGCAACAGGGCGGAGCUUCCCAACCUCACGGUGUGCCAGGUGGACCAUACUCCAGGCCUCAGAACCCAAGCGGACAUUUUGGUCCUCACAAUCCUCACCCUCACUUGAUGGAGGCACUGCAGCGGCCCCAGCACCUGCCCUACACACCAGGACAGACUAUGUACCGUCACCCACAUGCCUCAGGUCACUUUCAAGGCAUGAUGUUGCAUCAGAGAAGCAUGAUAUCAGAACACUUAUAUCAUCCACGGCAACACCUGAUGAGUGCAGCAGCUCCAAGUGGUCCUGGCAGUAAGCAGGGAGUGUGAAAGGUAACGGACAAAUCAAAGGGAAAAGGCUGAGCAGAGACCUGCACCGUUUCCUCAACUAAAAAAAAAAAAUUAAUAAAAUUUUGAUGCUGGCAGAAGUAUCUGUGAAAAGACACAUGUGGUUUUUGGCUUGUGUUUGUGUCCUGGAACGUACAGCUUCCUCUGGACCGCAUAGACGAUCUCUACGGGCUGAAAUGUGGUCGGGGCUGCGACUUGCCCUAUCUGUAUAUACGCUCCAUAUGUUUGAGAGCUUCUGCACUUUGGUGGCGAGUAUUGACCUUCUGACAUGGUAGGAUGUACAGCUCACAGGAUCCUCUGCAUGCGCAGCUACAUGGAAAGACGUCAGGGGGUUGUGUAGUAACUCGAUGUUCUUUUCCAAAGUCAAACUCAGGUGUUGAAAAGAAGGUACUUGGGGCGUCUUUAUUCUCCAUGGACACACUGGAAACUGUUGCCUUUUGCAUCAUUGUUGAAUGUUGUGUGUGUGCGUGCAUGAAUGUAUGAACGAACACUAAUAUAGAUUACAGCGUGGCGAGUGGAUCAGCAGACUGCUCUCCACCUUUAACUUGUUCAGAUUUUCAUGUAGUCUUGCAAUAUGUAAUCUUGCGUUCACACUAGCAAGCAACACAGAAACAUUUGUUCGUUUCCUUUGUACCUGCGUGACAAUUAGCCACUAUUUUACUGAUGGUAGCAAACGUGAUUUUCUUUUUUUUUUUUUUCCCCAAAUGUAUUCAAAUAAGGUAUGACACGUUAAAUUGCAAAACGACAAAUCAAAACAAUUGGAGUAUACUGGAAGUAUUUCUCAGACCAGUCACGUGGUCUGACAUUUCUUCAGUUUCUUCUUCCACACUCAGACUUGCCGCGAUUUCAUCGUUUCUUCACGCGUAUGACGUUUCGCCAAUUUGUAUAGAGACAUUAUGAAGAAACCUAAAUCUCGGAAGGAGGUAGCAGAGCUCCUCGGUUCCCCUCGUGGAAAAACAUAGCUAGUACGUUUAGCUAUAACAUGCAAAUCGAACACCUUUAAAUGUAUUUUAAACAAGUUGUGUGUAAAUCCAAAAUGCUAGUGAUGACAAUUUCCACGCCCGCAAGAGAGAAACCACAAACAUGAACAACUCGCGUGCUAGCGUGAACAUAAGGAUCUGCGUCCUUCAACACUGCCUUGGCUUGUAGAAUGUUUUUGGACUCGUAGCGCUCCUCUGCUCCUCUUUUAUGCACUAGAGAUAGUCUUUAUUACUGGAAUUAGUGGCCUUGAACUUGUGCUACACGUGUGUGUGUAUAUGUAUAUAACGCGACUCGAUGAGAUUUUCCCAUGCUAGUUUACGUAUAAAUCCACACAGUGAUCACGGAGAGACUUUUAAGCUGUCCGAGGUUCCCUCUUCUACUUUCUUCUAGCUGUAUUUCACUACGCUUUUUCUUCUCUGAGUCUGAUUCUGAGUUUUAGCUGCUUGUGUCGGAAAAAGCAUCAAUAUCGUGAUGAUCAACUGUGAAAUUAGAUCACACGAGACAAGUCUUCAGAUUCAGAUCAUCUGAACCGAAAAAUGUUUUUAUAUUUUGGUGCUUCCUCUUUCACACUAUUCGUCCUCAGGGUGUUGUGCUUUUAAUACGGGUAUAAAGCGAAUCAGUUUUUUAAAAGGGGAAGUGACGAAGUGGGCGUGCGACUGGAACUGUGAUGAUUACUCGACCUCAGUUGAUGUGAAGACGGUCUUUUUUUAUUGUUUUUAUAUGAUCUUGAGUUGUGUUUUUUGCAGCCUCUCGUGUGGGUAAGAAACAAAAAGAAUCUGGAAGCUGUGAUGAAUUCUUUUGUUUUUGCGAGAUUCGUGUUUUUCUUCAGAAGGAAAAGUUGGCAUUCUGUUGGAUUUUGUGGAUUCUGUGUGUGAGACGAUGAGCUCUGUGUGUGCGCCUGUUUUACUUUUUAUUCAUUUAGCUGUAACAUUUAAUAUUAACAGCCAGAUCUGUGCUGAUUUCCACACAUCUAUCUACCUCAUGAAGUUGGAGUCUGGCGAGUCUCUCUCUCUCGCUCUCUCUCUCUCUCGUGCUCUCUCUCUCUUUCUCUCUCUCUCACACACACACGCUCUCACACACACAAUUCCAUGUAUACACUGCAACAUUUCCUCUUUCGACUGCAAAACCUGUGAUUAAAACUAGCCUUAACUUUUUUAAAGCAGAAAAACUCAAACAGCAUCAGGAGACCAUAUACAGGAGACCAUAUAGAGUCUUUUCUCAUUACAAACAGAUCACUGCAAGUUUUCUCAUCUGCUUUUUUGUUGUUGUUUUGUUUUAACUAAAGGUAUGUCCGGUUUUGAGUCAUACAGUACAAAGGCUACACACUUUAUAGCCCUUUUGGUAUGAAGAGUGUUUGCUAGUCAUAUUUCAUUCAUUUUGUCAGUGAAUAAAAAUAGGAGCAGAAGAAAUCACUAGGUGCAGGCUGAUGUAACAUUGACCUCACUUUUUUUUUAUUAAAGAAAUAGAUAGAAAAUAUUUUAGCACUAGAUGAAGUGCUUUUAGAUUGUCUGAUAUGUGAAUUAUUUUCUACUGUACAGAUUUCUUUUUUUUAUUUGAGUUAGGGACUGAUCCACGCCUACUGAUUCCUUAGCAUCUUUGCUGUCUGUAUUUCUAUCUACACUAGUGACGACUAGAUUUGGUUAAAUAUAAAUCAUAUUUAUUUGCUCUUUUACAUUUUGUACAUUGCUUUUUUUUUGGGGCUUGUUUUUAUAAAUGUCUGCGCUUUUUUUUUCUUUAUCUUAUUUUUAAACAGUUGUCGAUACCUCAGUAGCACAACGGCAUCAGAACAACUUUUGUAUAUUUCAUUUUGAUGUGAAGUUUACAGGUUCUUUUUUUUUUUUUUUUUUUUUUUUGGAAAUGGACCGAAGUGUUUUCUAUACUCUGUACAUUUCUUAGAAUAAAAAAACAAAGGAACUUGA